Molecule: messenger RNA, 1226 nt
Organism: Magallana angulata
Lineage: Eukaryota; Metazoa; Mollusca; Bivalvia; Ostreida; Ostreidae
Product: scavenger receptor class F member 1-like
Exons: 6
Coding region: 9-1103 (364 amino acids)
Molecular function (GO): scavenger receptor activity
Source: RefSeq, a predicted model, not a curated record
CCAUAUGCAUGAUCCGUCGGAGUACUCACGCAAUAUUGCAAUCAACCAUGUUUGUAAGUAAAUCUAUAUCAUAUAUAUUAUAUGACUGGUCAGAUUUCUGUUUUUCUAAUUACUACCAUUACUUUUUUAAAUUCGAUCAAGAGGGGAGUAUGUUGACAGUUUGGAUCGCUCUGACGCUCUAUUUAAGCAUUGGCUAUGCAGCAAAUCGUGACGUUAGGUUAAAGGUUAAUUGUUCGUCCUUGCUUAACAAGCAGCUGUUCCAUCGUCAUUCAAAUCUGUGGAAUGUGUCCAAGUCAAGCGAGGUUUUUCUUAAGAUGAAUUGCCGAAAAUUUGAUAGCACUCUUGCUCACAUUGAGGAUGAACUUGAAAACCAAUGGUUAAGAAAACAAUAUCCUGAUAUCAAAACAGCACAAGUGUGUCCCUUAGGCAAGUUCGGAUGGCAUUGUAAGUUCUCAUGUUUUUGUGCUGGAGGAGACUGUGACUCAGACACUGGACACUGUCCCUCAGGCUGUAAAAAUGAUCGUUACGGACCAGGAUGUCAGCUUCUGUCAGUGUACCGAUACUCCAAGCUAGCACAUGGUUACCUUGAAAACAUGGACAGAACAGAAUCUGGUAAACAAUGCGUGCAGGGGAACAGCACUGUUUUUGUUAAAUGUUACGGGCUACAUGCGUCGUAUUUUCCUGACAAAAAAAUUCCUGGGGCCGUAUGUCGAAACAUGCUGGACAAAGUUUUGAAUAGACUUGGACCGAAAGACAAAGGACCUUGGUGCUUUACUAACUACUCCGAGGAUUCCAACUUCAUGGAAUCAUGUGACCUUCCACUCCAAGGUUGUGACCCGGGGAAGUUUGGAGAGAUGUGUGAGUUUGAAUGCCACUGCAAAAACGAGGAACCAUGCUUUUAUCUCGGCAGCUGUCCCCACGGAUGUCACCCGGGCUGGAUGAACACCACGUGCCAGACAAAGUGCGAGUCUGGUCGCUAUGGUGACGGCUGUAACUCAAAUUGUGGAGAAUGCAAGUCAGGGCCAUGUAACAUUGAAACAGGAGAAUGUGAGGGUGGGUGCGCUGCAGGAUGGAAAGGAGCGCUAUGUAAAACAAGUGAGUAACAGGAGAAAGUGAUUGUCGUGUGAUUUUAAUUUGUUAUAUUUACAUUUUUCAGUGUCUUUGCCAAUGAUAACACUACGUAUAAAUUUUGUACUAUAUAGUAUAAUAAAUUCAAAAUACGUACA